Dicentrarchus labrax (European seabass) is the source of this 621-nucleotide messenger RNA. Its product is annotated as c-Myc-binding protein-like. Gene Ontology annotation, biological process: regulation of DNA-templated transcription. The transcript is spliced from 5 exons. The coding region runs from base 137 to 448 and encodes 103 amino acids. NCBI's taxonomy places the organism in Eukaryota, Metazoa, Chordata, Actinopteri, Moronidae. Gene Ontology annotation, cellular component: nucleus. Gene Ontology annotation, molecular function: transcription coactivator activity. The record is from RefSeq and is a predicted model, not a curated record.
AAAGCACUUCCGCCGCCGUCGUUUUAACGCGUUGUUAUGGCAACGCGUGAACCCGCUGUUUGUUGUUCAACUUCACGUUAGCUGGUUAUUUAACACGUCUUAAGUCACCUUAAAUUAAACAGCUGUCGUCGUACUCAUGGCCCAUUACAGAGCCUCAGAGUCGAAGCGGGAACAAUUUAGAAGAUAUCUUGAAAAGUCUGGGGUCCUCGACACGAUAACCAGCGUUCUAGUGGCACUUUAUGAAGAGACUGACAAACCUAACAAUGCACUGGAUUUCAUAAAGCUUCACCUCGGUGCGGCUGGUCCAGAGCCGGCAGACGUUGAGACUCUUCGCAUGGAGCUGGCUGAUCUACAACAGAAAUGCAACCUGCUCAUGGAGGAGAAUAAAGAGCUGAGAAACAGGCUGAUGCAGUACGAACAAUCGCCUGAUAAUGGAGCAGCAGAGUGAAGAUCUGUUGUUGCUUUCUGGGGUAAAAAAAGAAAAGAAAAACAUUAAACAAUAUCGCUUUUUGAAGAAUAUGUAUAUGUUUAUUACAUAAUAGUGGAUGUACGGUGACCACAGAAUAUUUUUUGUUAACAUUUUGCUUUGUCAUCAAUAAAAAUGUUUGGUUUUUUUUAGCA